Molecule: messenger RNA, 3957 nt
Organism: Biomphalaria glabrata
Lineage: Eukaryota; Metazoa; Mollusca; Gastropoda; Planorbidae
Product: DNA-directed RNA polymerase III subunit RPC2-like
Exons: 31
Coding region: 188-3580 (1130 amino acids)
Biological process (GO): DNA-templated transcription
Cellular component (GO): RNA polymerase III complex
Molecular function (GO): DNA binding; ribonucleoside binding; DNA-directed RNA polymerase activity
Source: RefSeq, a predicted model, not a curated record
GUUUCUUUUUAGUGCGUUUUGUUGUCUAGAAUAUUGUGUGUGUGUGUGUGUGUGUUUACGUCAUCCUUAGUUCCCGCAAGAGAGAGAGAGCUUCUUUUGUGAGCUGGGUAGCGGGUUUUGUGUUUCCCCCUUGUAAGGGUAUCUAUUUUAAUAAUUAAUAAAGGCAUCUAAUAGGCAUAGCAGAAAAAUGGAAUCUAUUGAAAGUAUAAUGAGAUAUGAUAAAGAAAAACUUUCAUCACCAAUAAAAACUGUUGAGGAUAAAUGGAGACUCUUACCAGCCUUUCUGAAAACAAAAGGACUAGUGAAACAGCACAUUGACUCUUUCAAUUAUUUUAUUAAUGUGGAGAUCAAGAAAAUUAUGAAAGCAAAUGACAAAAUAUUAAGUGAUGCUGACCCUAAUUUUUAUCUUAAGUAUUUAAACAUUUAUGUGGGUAUGCCUAAUGUUCAAGAAAGUCUUGGAAUAGCUCAGUCAAUAUCUCCACAUGAGUGUCGACUACGAGACAUUACAUACUCUGCCCCUAUAACUGUGGACAUUGAAUUUGUCAGAGGAAAACAACCUUACAUAAAAAAAAAUGUAGAAAUAGGCAGGAUGCCUAUUAUGUUGAGAAGUUCUAAUUGUGUUCUAACUGGAAAAACUGCUGCAGAAAUGGCCCAGCUUAAUGAAUGCCCAAUGGAUCCUGGUGGCUACUUUAUUGUAAGAGGAACAGAAAAAGUUAUUUUAAUCCAGGAACAGUUGUCUAAAAACAGAAUGAUUGUUGACAAAGAUAGCAAAGGCAAUAUUGAAUGUUCAGUGACUAGCUCUACCCAUGAAAGAAAAAGUAAAACUUAUGUGACCACAAAGAAAGGAAAUUUCUAUUUAAAACAUAACAUAUUCUCAGAGGACAUCCCGAUCUGUAUUGCUUUCAAAGCUUUAGAUAUUGCUAGUGACCAGGAUAUAAUGCAACUUGUAGGAAAUGAAGAGGAAACUUUUGAUGCAAUGUCACCUUGUCUUGCAGAAUGUCACAGAGCCCAGGUGUUCACUCCCUUGCAGGCAUUAGAGUAUAUUUAUUCCAAGAUUCGCCAAAGAAUGUAUGGUACAAAAAAGUCUAAGGCUGAUGAAGCUAGAGAUGUUCUAAAAAAUGUGAUACUAGCCCAUGUUACAGUUGUGGAUUGGAACUUUAGACAAAAGGCUGUAUAUUUGGCUUUAAUGGUUCGGAGAAUAAUUCUAACUCAAGCUGGCAAAAUUAAGUUGGAUGACAGUGAUUAUUAUGGCAACAAAAGAUUAGAAUUAGCUGGCCAGUUGCUUGCUCUCCUUUUUGAAGAUUUGUUUAAACUCUAUAACCUUGAUCUGAAGAAAGUUGCUGAUAAAAACAUUCCUAAAGUCAGGGUCACAGAAUUUGAUAUCACAAAGUUCAUGCGAACAGAUCCUAUCACUAAUGGUUUGGCCAAUGCAAUAGCAACAGGCAACUGGACCAUCAAACGUUUUAAAAUGGACAGAGGAGGAGUUACACAAGUUUUAUCUCGCCUGAGUUAUAUAUCUGCUCUUGGCAUGAUGACUAGAAUAAACAGUCAGUUUGAAAAAACUCGCAAAGUUAGUGGGCCAAGGUCACUGCAACCAUCCCAAUGGGGACUCUUAUGUCCAUCUGAUACACCAGAAGGUGAAGGCUGUGGUCUAGUAAAAAAUCUGGCACUGAUGACUCAUAUAACUGUUGAUGUUGAAGAAACUCCUGUUGCCAGAAUAGCUAUCAGUCUUGGUGUGGAAGAUAUAGAGAAUUUAAGUCGAGAUAGAAUCAAUAAGUACUACACAGUCUUUCUAAAUGGUAAUAUUUUAGGUAUGAUUUUGCACUAUGAGAGAUUUGUCACUGUGUUCAGGAGGCUGAGAAGAGCUGGAUAUAUCAAUGCUUUUGUCUCUAUCUUCCCCAACCAUUCUCACAAAUGUGUUUAUAUAGCAUCUGAUGGAGGCCGUGUAUGCAGACCUUACAUUAUUGUUAGCAAUAGGAAACCACUUGUAACUAAACAUCACAUUGAAGAUUUAUGCAGGGAGUUUAGAUGUUUUGAAGACUUUCUCCAUGAAGGUUUAGUGGAGUAUCUAGAUGUGAAUGAAGAGAAUGACUGUAUGAUAGCAUUAUAUGAAUCUCAGAUUACAGAGGAGACAACACAUUUGGAAAUAGAACCAUUCACUAUACUUGGUGUGUGUGCUGGUUUGAUUCCAUAUCCUCAUCACAACCAGUCACCCAGAAACACAUAUCAGUGUGCUAUGGGCAAGCAAGCUAUGGGUACAAUUGGUUACAAUCAACGCAAUCGCAUUGAUACGCUUUUGUAUUUCUUGGCUUAUCCUCAAGCACCUUUAAUCAAAUCAAAGACAAUUGAACUGAUCAACUUUGAUAAACUUCCUGCUGGACAAAAUGCUACAGUUGCUGUAAUGAGUUACAGUGGUUAUGAUAUAGAAGAUGCUUUAGUGUUAAAUAAAGCAUCACUUGAUAGAGGCUUUGGUAGAUGCCUGGUCUAUAAGAAACAAACAUGUGCUGUCAAGCGUUAUGCUAACCAAACGUAUGAUAGAGUUAUGGGUCCUAAAGUAGAGAGGGACACCUACAAACCAAUAUGGAGACACCAAGCUCUAGACUUAGAUGGAAUAGCUGCCCCAGGUAUGAAAAUAGAAAAUCGCCAAGUUAUGGUAAAUAAAGAAAUGCCAACAGUUACUUCUACCUCCCUGCAGCCUCAGAUGGGUCAGGUGAAACAAACAGAAUAUAAAGAAACUCCAAUAAGUUACAAGGGUUCAGAGCCUUCAUUUGUGGAGCGUGUUCUCAUCACAUCCAACCAGGAGGAGUCAUUUCUGAUCAAGAUGUUACUGCGUCAGGUGAGAAGACCAGAAGUUGGAGACAAGUUUAGUAGCAGACAUGGACAGAAAGGUGUUUGUGGCUUGAUAGUACCUCAAGAAGAUAUGCCAUUUUCUGAUUUGGGAAUCUGUCCAGAUAUUAUAAUGAAUCCUCAUGGCUACCCAUCACGUAUGACCGUUGGUAAACUGAUAGAACUAUUGGGCAGUAAAGCUGGUGUUUUAGAAGGGAAGUUCCAUUAUGGAACAGCCUUUAAAGGUGACAAAGUUGUGGAUUUGUCUGAAACGUUAAUAGAGAAAGGAUUUAAUUAUUUAGGCAAAGAUUUUGUAACUUCUGGAGUUACUGGGGAACCACUGGCUGCCUACAUCUACUUUGGACCAAUCUACUACCAGAAACUCAAACACAUGGUAGUAGACAAAAUGCAUGCUAGAGCCAAAGGUCCUAGAGCUGUGCUGACCAGACAACCCACUGAAGGGAGAUCAAGAGAGGGUGGACUUCGUUUGGGAGAGAUGGAGAGAGAUUGUCUUAUUGGUUAUGGAGCAAGUAUGUUGUUGCUGGAACGUCUGAUGAUAUCAAGUGAUGAGUUUGAAGUUGAUGUUUGUGGCCAGUGUGGACUGAUUGGAUAUUCCGGAUGGUGCCAAUACUGUAAAUCUUCCAAAGAUGUCUCAACAUUAAAGAUGCCAUAUGCCUGCAAAUUAUUGUUUCAGGAACUUCAAUCCAUGAAUAUAGUUCCCCGACUGUCACUAAAACGAUACAAUGAAAUAUAAAAUAUCAAAACUUUGUACUUUAUUGAGAAAAUGAUUUUCUAUCAGUUGUAUAACAAGUCAAAGUUAUGUCCAUAGAUAUAAAAACAAUAAGAUUGAAGUUGUUAUAAGAAAAUUUGGAUGGUACAAUCUUUACCAAAUUGAAAGUGAAAUUUGGAUAAUCAAUCAAUCAUUUGACCAACACGUUUCUUUGAAUGAAGUAUAGUAAUAAAAACUUACUAUUGGAUAUUUUGGACAAAACGUGUGCUUUCAAUUAAUAACAUUUGCCUAUUACAGUGGACAAUAUUGAUAAUAGAUGUUUCUGUAAAAUUUGAAAAAAAAAAAUGUUUAUGUUGAUGGUUUUAAAAUGUAUGUUAAUAAAUGUAAUUUUUGUAUUUUUG